AUGAAGUCUGGUUGUUCGAGUCAAACUUUCACGAAUGUUGAAGAUAAAUUACAUCGUGAUAUAAAACAUUUACAAGAACAACUUCAAUCAACUAAUCAAACAUCAAUAACAGAACAGCAAAUCAAUGAAUUUCAACAAACAAUUCGAUUAAAAAUAAUCAAAAAGAUGAAAUUAUUAACUGAAAAAGACGAAAUUAUUGUCGAAAGUCAAACGGAUCUUAAUUAUCCAAAAGAUCAACUAGAUCAAAAUCGAUUAAUUGAACUUCAACAAAAAUUUAAUAGUAUUGUAAUUAGCAUCAAUAAUGCAAAUGAUGAUGAUUAUAUUCAUUUAAAUCAACAACAACAUGAACAACUUCAAAAACGUUAUCAAGAGAAAGAUAUUUAUUUUGAGCAAUUAACACAAGAUCGAGUCUAUUUACAAAAUAAAUUGUCAUAA
Molecule: messenger RNA, 435 nt
Organism: Rotaria sordida
Lineage: Eukaryota; Metazoa; Rotifera; Eurotatoria; Philodinida; Philodinidae
Source: the annotation of a GenBank genome assembly